AGGAAAUGCUCCCAAAAAACGAAAAAGAAGCAUUAGUCGAUGUUGAUGAUAGGAUUGCAAUGUUGGAGAGGCGGCUGGACAACGCGAAGGCCGCGAGGGAUGCUUUUGUGCACCAUCUACGUGGAAAAUACCCGACAUGGAAGCCCCCAUUGCCCACAAUGAGCUAUCAAGAGGCAGAUUUUCCAAAACUCCCACACUAUGCUUCAAAUCACCACCGUGAGCCGUUGCUUUCCCGCUUAUCAACUAGUGAUUAUCAAUGGGAUAUAACUAAUAAUCGGAACAAUCGCAGUCGGAGCAUGACCCGGCUCAGCUCGAAAUUUCAGCCAAUGGAUAUUCCGACGAGCGGUCCUCUCCUGGAAAGCGACAUCCGUCGCUCGAAAAUCCGUCUCCGUGAGAUUUCCGAAGAGCUCCGAGCUAUGAGAAUUGAUCGUAUGAGCUUGAGCACAGAUCAAUGGCUCCAGGAACAACCGUUUCGGCAGCAUAAAUAUCUCCGUCUAAACCUCACCGAAAACGCAGCGGAGCCCCAAAUCGACCAUUUAGAGCAAGCGCGGGCUCACCUAUCCCGUAUAAAUCUCACCGAGACCUCCCCAAUUGCCACGCCCACCGAAGAGCGAAAAAUCGAUAUUUCAAUGACGGAAAACCACGAGAAAUUGCUCGCCGAGAUGCGUGCUCAGGCUCCGCCCACCACCCACGUCACUUUUCAAGAGGCUCCGCCCACUCAGACGGUGGUACCGCCCGUUUUGCAGGAAGCUCCGCCUGUCAUAGCCCCGCCUACCGAGCCAGUGGCCCCGCCCACUUCCACACAAGCUCCGCCCAUUGCGGCACAGGCCCCGCCCACUUCUUCGGUGUCAAAUUUGUUGGCACAACUUGCCGGCGGUAGUGAUAGCGACGAUAGUCCCAGAAUUCCGGCGCCGGCUGCAACACAGAAUCUGGAUUACAGUAAAUUUUUGAGCAAUUUGGGUGUCGGCGGAGGAAUGAGCAGCGACGAGGACGACAAUGCGUUUUCUAGGCCAUCAUAUCAAAAAUCUAGGCCAGCGGUGGGGAAAUCGAUGGCGGCCGCCAUGAUGGCCGAUGAGGAUUCCGAUGUUGAUGACUUUUUUCGAUGAAUUAUUGAUUUUUUUUUCGAAGUUUGGUUUUCUAUAUAUGUAUUAAAAAAUGAAUCAUAUAGUUAAGCUCAGCAAA
Messenger RNA from Caenorhabditis elegans, 1182 nucleotides. RefSeq names its product Verprolin (gene dyf-17). Bases 6 to 1106 code for a protein of 366 amino acids. The transcript is spliced from 6 exons. The record is from RefSeq and is marked reviewed. NCBI's taxonomy places the organism in Eukaryota, Metazoa, Nematoda, Chromadorea, Rhabditida, Rhabditidae.